GCCGCCCUAUGGCACCAAUCACGGCCAGUUAUGAUACAGUUUGCUCAUCAAAUAUCUUCUGCAAUGACCACAUUCGUUAACGUGAUUGCCUGCACGAAAAUCCAAUUUACUCGUGAUUCUGGCGUCUUAUUUUAUUUUCUCAUUAUAUGUGUAUUUGCUCACACAGCCACAUAGAUACAUUAGAAACACGUAGAGUUAACAUAAUCAGAAUAUCUCCAUACUCAGUAACUUGUUUGGUAGGAUCAGACGUUUUUGAUUUAAAUUGCAAUUGACAGUUUGCCCUGUAACGUCUGCUUCCAACUCACACUCUCAAACACGUAGAUCCCCUGAAUGCAGCUCACUCUCCACACCACAAUCACCUGAAUUCUAAUCACCUGUAUGUCAUUAUCAUACACUAUUUAGUUCAGUUCUUUGCACCCCAUCACUGAGGUAUUGUUUGUUUUGUGACACGCUCUGUUUUUCCCGUGAUUUACUCCUCCCGUGUAUGAUCGUUUUUGCCUGCCUCACUAACGACGACUUUUGCAUAUUCCCUGCCUGUUCCUUAGCCUAUCGGAUUUCCUGUUAUCAACAUAUGAUCUCCCGGACGAUGUUACUAGCCUUUUCCCUGCCUGUACUGUUGCGCUUUUGGACUCCCUGUGUAUGACCUUCUGCCUGCCCCUGGACCCAGCUACCUGCCUCCUCCUGUGGUCCUUUACAAUAAACACCUGCUGCGCCCUGUGCUUGAAACCAGCUCUGUCUCCCCUCGUGUUCAUUACAUAACCCGUUUGGAUGUGUCACAAUAUCAAUUGAUAUAGCAUAGGUAUUAUCUUCCUCCUUUCACUUAAAAUGGAGGAAAAUCAUCAUCACCUUCACCACUUUUACACACAGAGCAUGUUUUCACUAUAUGGUCGUUCCUUUCGGUCAUGACAGGUGAACACAUUCUACAGUGUCUGUGUUCUUGCCAACAGAUCAACUGCUCUGAUAAAUCUUGAAAAAUGGAUAUCUUUUAAAUAUGUGCGACUUAAUUACCACCAUGAGGAUGUUAGAUAGCAGAUAGACUUAACAAAGGGAAUUAAUGAUUGCGGGAAUAGGAAUAUUAGUUGUAUUAAUUAGGUAGGCCAGCUAAAAUAUUUAAAUCUCCACAAAGAGCUUUGAAUAACUAGGACACGGCCAGAGGCUCUUUCCCUGUCUUUCCCUCUCUCUCACUCCCCUCUCUUUCUCUCACGUUCUCUCUCCCCCUCUCACUCAUUUGAUGUCUGACACGAUGCUCUUAGUAGGAGCAGCCAAUGAAAUGUGGAUUCCUUCAUUCAGGGAGCAGAAGGAGUUUAACUGAGAAUUAGGGAUAACUAAUGGCUGCUUCUAGCCAAGCUGUAAAAUGUAUUCCCUUGCCACAAGGCUAAUAGGCUACACAGGGGAUGGAACACGCAGGGACAGAGUAGAGAAUUCCUCUUGGAAUUAUUAUGAAGAUUCUGACUUACAUGUUAACUGUUCUCUAGGUGGUCUUAAUUGGCUUUGGUGCCAAUCACUAUUUUGAACCUGAACAACUGUUGACCUCAGUGUUUUACCUGUUCCUUGAUACCCAACUGCACUCCAGGUGCCCUUCAGGUUUUCCCCUCCACCCCAGGCAGGCCUGUAACCGCCAUGAUGAGCAGCUCAUCCAGCCCAGCUGAGUUCUACAAGGACAGCACCUCCCUCCUGUCCAUAGACUCCAGUGUCUUCUACAGCGAGCCCCCUCCUGUCUGUGGCGACCCACUGGAUGUCUUCACCAUCAAUGUGGGUGGCAGCCGCUACGUUCUCUCCCAGGAGCUGCUGGCAUCCCACCCAGAAACCCGGCUGGGCAAGCUGGCCCUGUCCACACGGGACUCUGCCCAAGAGCUCUGCGACGACACUGACUUCCUGGAGAAUGAGUUCUUCUUCGACCGCAACUCACAGACCUUCCAGUAUGUGAUAAACUUCUACCGCACAGGCCACUUGCAUGUCAGGGAGGAGCUUUGCGUGCUCUCCUUCCUCCAGGAGAUUGAGUACUGGGGCAUCGACGAGCUCUGCAUCGAUCCCUGCUGCCGGGGACGCUACUACCGCCGCAAGGAGCUCAAGGAGAGCCUGGACAUGCGGAACGAGGCUGAGGCUGACGAAAGCCAGGACGAAGACUUCAACGAUGCCGCGUGCCCAGAUCUCCGCCGGCGCCUGUGGGACCUGCUGGAGAAGCCAGAGUCUUCACGAGCGGCACGCGCCUUCGGCACGCUGUCAAUCAUCUUCGUGGCGGUAUCCAUUGUCAACAUUGUGCUCAUCUCGCUGGACCUGGGGGAUGUGGGUGGGAACGGUGACGAGAGUGGGGGCACUGACAGGGGUACACCUUUCUUCGUGGAUGCACUGGAAUAUGUGUGCGUGGUGUGGUUCACUGGCGAGCUGGUGCUACGCUUCAUCUGCGUACGCGACAAGUGCCGCUUCACCCGUAGCGUUCCCAAUGUGAUCGACCUGCUAGCCAUCCUGCCCUUCUAUGUGACUCUGGCAGUUGAGAUUCUGCACGGUGGCUCUACAGAGCUGGAGAACAUGGGACGCGUGGUGCAGUUGCUCAGGCUCAUGAGGUCCCUGCGCAUGCUCAAACUGGGACGCCACUCCACAGGCCUCAAGUCCCUGGGCUUGACCAUCACCCAGUGCUACGAGGAGGUGGGUCUCCUGCUCCUCUUCCUCUCCGUGGGCAUCUCCAUCUUCGCCAUGGUGGAGUUUGCCCUGGAGCAUGACAUCCCCGGUACCUCCUUCAGCAGCGUGCCGUGUGCCUGGUGGUGGGCCACCACCUCCAUGACCACGGUGGGCUACGGAGACAUCCGCCCCGACACCACCCUGGGCAAGGUGCUGGCCUUUCUCUGCAUCUUGUCUGGAAUCCUCAUCUUGGCACUGCCCAUUGCUAUCAUCAACGACCGCUUCUCUGCCUGCUACUUCACUCUCAAGAUGAAGGAGGCGGCGCUGCGGCACGGGGAGGCGCUCAAGAGGCUGGCGCGGGGUUCGCUGGGUGACUCUGAGGUGGGUGGGGCAGCAAGGGGAGGAGGGGUGAACCUGAGAGAUGUUUACGCCAGGAGUGUGACGGAGAUGCUGAAGCUGCAGGGGAGGGAGAGGGCCAGCACACGGAGUAGUGGAGGGGGUGAGCUCUGGUGGUAGUGUGGAAGACGGACCACAAGGGCAGCUGUGGAGAAAAAGCUAUGGAAAAAGUGAAGUCAAUUGGGUUCAAGAAGGAAUCUGAAGUUGGGGGAAACAACAACAUUGGCUGCUCCACCACUGUUGUUUUUGUUGCUGAGCUGAGGAGCAUUGCGAAUCGUGGUAAAUAUUUUAAUCGGUUCAUACUGUGCUCUUUUAUCGCACGUGCAAUGAUGUCAGAGGGGGAAAAACAUUGGAAGCGGACGUGGUUGUUUCACCAUUAAGGAUUCCAGCUUUAGGAAUACCAUCAGAAUAUGACAAAAGUGUGUACAAUGUAUAGGACAUAUCUAAAGGAUGAUGGGGGGACAAUUACUUAAAUGUCACCUGAAAGAUUUGCCACAACUUUCAUGUCUAACCUUUUUCGGUGUUGUGUUCUCUGACACAACUGUGGCAUGUUCUGUCUCCUCUGUAUGACACAUGACCAUCUGAUCAUUUAUCACUCCAGUGUUAAUCUGCAAAAUUGUAAUUAUUCGCCUACCUCCUCAUGCCUUUUGCACACAAUGUAUACAGACUAUUUUUUUCUACUGUGUUAUUGACUUGCUUAUUGUUUAUUCCAUGUAUAACUGUGUUGUUGUCUGUUCACACUGCUAUGCUUUAUCUUGGCCAGGUCGCAGUUGUAAAUGAGAACUUGUUCUCAACUAGCCUACCUGGUUAAAUAAAGGUUAAAUACAAAAUGUUUUUUUUUUAAGUGUCACAUAGACGGGAUGUACAGUAUAGACUGAAUUAUAGACUGAAUGAUAUUGUGUUUGAUAUUUCAAAACUUUUCUCCACUGAAAGAUGCAGUAUGUUGUGGUGUAUAGAAAAACAUGAUUUCAUUGGAGAGCAAUAAACAGAUUGGACUUCUUCUUCACCCCGAUCUCUUUUACCUGCGGGGUCACUGUGAAAUACCUUAAGGGCGCUGGGAGGCGGAGUCUCCGAGUCAAGUCUGAAUGCAGAGCACACACAAAUAUCCUGAACUGGUUAAAGUAAUUCCACAGGGUAGGUUUAACAGAGCAAAUUAAACGUGGCCAUACUUUAUCAAUCAUUUAACAUCAGUGAUACUAUUGAGGCCUGUAUAGCAUUUUGGAGGUCAUCCAACGCUAUUGUUUGAACUAAAUAUAGGCAAAUAUAGGCUGAGGGUUUCAAGCUAUGAUUGAUUUCAAAUGGAAUUUUGAUAAUAAUAUAAUUACAAUAUAUGUUGGAUUCAGGUCUGUGGAGAUCUUCACAAUUGCUGUAAUAAUCUGUUUAGAAUCUCAAAAAGCUCUGACCACUUGCACCAUGUAUUUAAAUAAUCUCAAUUGCAAUCCAGGUCAUUUGGUUGUGUUAGUA
Molecule: messenger RNA, 4479 nt
Organism: Oncorhynchus keta (chum salmon)
Lineage: Eukaryota; Metazoa; Chordata; Actinopteri; Salmoniformes; Salmonidae
Product: potassium voltage-gated channel subfamily V member 1-like
Exons: 2
Coding region: 1621-3135 (504 amino acids)
Biological process (GO): protein homooligomerization; potassium ion transmembrane transport
Cellular component (GO): voltage-gated potassium channel complex; membrane
Molecular function (GO): voltage-gated potassium channel activity; protein binding
Source: RefSeq, a predicted model, not a curated record